Sporothrix schenckii 1099-18 is the source of this 252-nucleotide messenger RNA. RefSeq lists its product as uncharacterized. The record is from RefSeq and is a predicted model, not a curated record. Bases 1 to 252 code for a protein of 83 amino acids. NCBI's taxonomy places the organism in Eukaryota, Fungi, Ascomycota, Sordariomycetes, Ophiostomatales, Ophiostomataceae. The transcript has a single exon.
AUGGCAAUGUUCCUCAUCAUCGCAGCAGGCCAGGCCAGUCUUUUUCGUCUCAGUCUCCCCAUCGUUCUGUGGCAACAAAAGGUGGCUGAGCCUCGUUCUUUCCCUGUUCAGCGUGGUUCUGCACGCACACCUGCAUCAGGUUGCGUCACAAGUGUGUAUUUUGGCAGGGCCGCUCCUGCAGGCAGCGGUUUUGCGACAAGCUCUGAGCCAGUAGUAAUCGCGCUGGAGCGGAUUGGAUCCUGCUACGUUUGA